AUGAUUUUCGGUUGUGCGCACUUUACAUCAAAAUGCUAUCACAUAAAGACUAUGGGUGCGUUCGUCUUGGACGCUUUUUACGUUAUAAGCGCUUAUCAGUGCUUCAGUGUCGUUCGGCUUGGCACAUUGAAACGCUCAGAAUACAACCGUGACGUCAUUAAUACUGGAGCUACGUCAUUGUUUCGCGCUCACAAACGAUUUCACGAAAUAGGUAGUGCGGCCAAAGCGUCAGCGUUGUGGGGUGUUGACGAACGGAUUAAAGCGUUUGUUAGUGAUAACGAAUAUGGAAUAAUGAUAGUAACAUUGAAAAUUUUUUCAUAA
Molecule: messenger RNA, 321 nt
Organism: Macrosiphum euphorbiae (potato aphid)
Lineage: Eukaryota; Metazoa; Arthropoda; Insecta; Hemiptera; Aphididae
Source: the annotation of a GenBank genome assembly